This is a messenger RNA of Paramecium primaurelia, 1342 nucleotides long. The record is from the annotation of a GenBank genome assembly. Lineage: Eukaryota; Ciliophora; Oligohymenophorea; Peniculida; Parameciidae.
AUGAAAUAUUUACAUUUAUUUAAACUUGUUGUCUUUCUACAUAGUUCAUGUUUAGUAUUAGGAGAUGAGAUUGAAAAUAAAGAUGAACCUCAUCAUCAUAGAUACAGUCCAUCAGAAGGAAUAUUUUGGUUAUUUCUUUUAUAUGCAUUUGGAUUAUCUAUUUUAGCAGCAUUCUGCUCAGGAAAUACUCAAGGAUUGCUUUCAAUAGAUAUGUUGAAUUUAGAACUUAAAUUAAAAAGUGGAACAGAAUAUGAAAAGAAAGUGGUAAAAGUUCUAUGUUAUUAUAGGCUUAAAUACUAUUGCCUGUGAUAUCUCAACAUCAUUUAUUAUUAUCAACUUUGUUAGUUGGAAAUGCUUUUGCUUGUGAAACCUUACCAAUAAUUUUACAUCAAUUGGCUCCAGAUUGGUUGGCAAUUUUGAUAUCUGCUGGCAUAAUUGUAUUAUUUGGAGAAAUAAUUCCUUCAGCAUUCACAACAGGGCCUGAUUAAUUAGUAAUUGGAAUGAAAAUGAUUCCUUAUGUAAAAAUAUUAUAAGCUAUACUAUAUAUAAUUUGCUAUCCAUUGAGUCUUUUACUAGAUUAUAUUUUAGGUGUGCAUCUUCAUUAAAGAUACAAGAUAAAAGAUAUAAGAGGAUUGUUAAAUUUACAUGCUUAAGAUAGUGGACAUGGAAAUAAUGCUUAAUUAGCUAGGGAUUAAAUGUAAUUGAUGGAUUCUAUGAUGGAAAUGAGAAAACAAACUGUAAUGAAGAAUUGUAAAGACAUUAAGAAAGUCUUUAUGUUAAAUGCCGAUGAACGAUAUAGUUCUGAUUUGAAAAACAAGAUAAGAAUAAAAGGAUUCUCAAAGAUUCCAGUUUAUUAAGGAUCAAAUAAAGAUUAAAUAAUUGGGACUAUAUAAGCUAAAUCAAUUUUAAAAUUGACAGCUUAAGAUUAUGGUAGGUCAAUAUCAUCAUUAUUACAAAUGUAAGAACCAUUGAUAAUUCCAAAGGAUACUACAAUGUUAGAAAUGUUAAUAUUAUUCCAACAUGAAAGGAAAUCUUUAGCUUUUAUUUGUGAUAAAGGGAAAAAAGUAUAAGAAUAUGAUACAUUGAAUGUAAUAUAUUCUAUUUAAAUAUUUUAUAGAUAUCAAAUUUAAUCGUUGAAGGGUAGUAUAAUAUUAUAGCAUUAAUUGGAUUGACCGAUGUAUUCGAAGAGAUGCUUGAUUUUGAGAUUGAGGAUGAAGAUGUUCAUGGAACUUUGUGUGAUUAUCCAAAAUAGAAAAAUAAGUAUACUGAAUUAAAGGUUAUAACUGAAGAGUAAGAAAAGUAAGGUAGAGGUCGCGAAUUGAAAUAGAAACUAUUAUCAUGA